Zygosaccharomyces rouxii is the source of this 1308-nucleotide messenger RNA. It is a transcript of the gene SQT1, whose product is annotated as Sqt1p. The record is from RefSeq and is a predicted model, not a curated record. Gene Ontology annotation, molecular function: protein binding. The transcript has a single exon. Bases 1 to 1308 code for a protein of 435 amino acids. NCBI's taxonomy places the organism in Eukaryota, Fungi, Ascomycota, Saccharomycetes, Saccharomycetales, Saccharomycetaceae.
AUGUCGCAAGAAGAGCAGCAAGUAGGUCCUUCUCAGGGCUUAGAGAACCCACAGGAUGAAUUUAUCCAGUUCAAUGAAGUGGAUCAGGAAAUAGUGGCUGAUGAUGAUGAAGAGCCCAUGGAUGAAGACGAUGAUGACGAAGAAAUGGGAGAAGGUGAAGGUGCUGAAGAAAUUGAUGAGUCUAUACAAAUUGAUUUGAGUAACAAUUCAGUGACCUAUUUCGAUAAACAUACGGAUUCUGUAUUCACAAUUUUCCAACAUCCAACACUACCGUUGGUAUGCUCUGGCGGUGGUGACAAUAUGGCUCACCUUUGGACCGUUCAUUCUCAACCACCUAAAUUCGCAGGAACUUUAGAAGGCCACACAGAAUCUGUCAUUGCAGGUGGAUUCACUAGUGAUGGUAAAUUCUUAGUUACUGCUGAUAUGACGGGUAAAGUCAUUGUAAAUGCAUCUCAGAAGGGUGGUUCUCGCUGGAAUAAGAGUGCAGAACUACAGGAAGUGGAAGAAAUCGUGUGGUUAAAAUGCCACCCAACUAUUCCAGGUAUAUUUGCCUUCGGUGCUACCGAUGGAUCAGUCUGGUGUUAUCAGAUAGAUGCACAGAGUGGGUCUGUCGAGCAACUAAUGAGUGGAUUCGCGCACCAAGAAGAUUGUACCGCUGGUGAGUUCGUUAAUGUUACUCAAGGUGAAAACGUCUUACAAUUGGUUACUACUGCAACGGACGGUAGUAUCGUUGGCUGGAACGGGUUCACCGCUCAACAACUGUUCAAAAUCUCCAAAGACGAAUUGAAAGGUCUAGAAGCUCCCUGGGUUACAGUAUCAAGAGCUCCCGAGACCGGUAAUGCAGCUCUAGUUGUAUGUGGAUCUAACAAUGGUGUUCUUGCCGUGAUCAAUGCUAAUAACGGCUCCGUGCUACAUCUUUCCGCGGUGAUGGAAUUACAACCAGGGGACGAUGAUAUCAUUGCAUCUAUUGAAGCUAUUUCAUGGUCGCCGAAAUUACCGCUAAUGGCAGUGGGACUUGUAUCCGGAGACGUAUUGAUUUACGAUACAACCACUUGGAGAGUGAGACAUAAGAUCACUUUGGAAGAUUCCGUUACAAAAAUAUUAAUCGAUGAUGAAAAUAUGUUUGUCUCCUGCAUCAAUGGUAAGGUUCAUGAAUUCGACGUUAGAUCAGGCCAAGAGAAAUUCGUCUGUUUAGGACAUAACAUGGGUGUUCUUGAUUUCGUGUUGUAUAAGAGAGAAGGUGCACCUACAAGACUAAUUACAGCUGGUGACGAAGGUGUAUCUCUGAUCUUUGAAGUUCCAAAUUAA